Messenger RNA from Hyalella azteca, 4449 nucleotides. RefSeq names its product dynein intermediate chain 2, ciliary-like. The transcript has 13 exons. Gene Ontology annotation, molecular function: dynein heavy chain binding; dynein light chain binding. Gene Ontology annotation, cellular component: outer dynein arm. Gene Ontology annotation, biological process: outer dynein arm assembly; cilium movement. Bases 308 to 2461 code for a protein of 717 amino acids. Lineage: Eukaryota; Metazoa; Arthropoda; Malacostraca; Amphipoda; Hyalellidae. The record is from RefSeq and is a predicted model, not a curated record.
AUUGACUUAUUUAACUACUACAAUUUAACGCAUUCUCUCCUAUAGGUAUUUGUAAUUCUUUGAAACAUAGAGCUGGUAACAUUUUCCAUGUACAGUUAGUAUUUUGCAUCACACAUUCACACUUCGGAGUUUUAUCUAAACCCUUUUUCCCUUUCGAAUAAAUUAUAUCCUUGUGACCCUUGUAAAAUUAGUCUUUGUGUGCAAAAUAUCAUUGUUUGUAAUAUCUCGUGUUUAUUGCGUAUGCCUCAGAAGUUGUGGGAGGCGCCAUGCGGAACCUACGCGGGCUCAUGAAUAUGGUAAAGAGAAAAUGAUAACAUCAGCAACUGGUGGCAUGGCUUGGCAAGAACGUCAGCUCUCCAGUGAAGAAGAUGAGCUCAGCGAAGAGGACUCGCGGCGAGAGCCGACAGUCGAGAUCAGGCUGAACACAGUGUCGCCUGAGGUGGCGAACUUGGUACACUACGACUUCACCAGCAGAAAGUACCUACCAUGCGAGGAUCUGACGCUCGACCUCCUCACCCUGCCUUCAAAAAUCAUGCUCAAGGAGGACCUCCUCGCCAUCCAAGAGGAGAGAGCUUUAGUGCAGAACACAACCGCUGCCCACGCGGGCCAUGCAGAAGGAGGAGAUGACGAAAAGCUGAGCGUCGACGACCUGGAGGGCUGCGAGGACGUUAUUUCCAAGGAGGAGCUCCGCAAGCUUGACUCGCAGCCUAACCCCUUCAACUUCAGUGAGAGAGUCAGCCAGACUCUCAGAAACAUCGUCACGGAUGAAAUGGUACAGACCGAUCCACCCCCCAGCACCACGUUCUGUGUUAACGUUGGUCCAAGCGACAUCUAUGACGCCUACCGGAAAGACUACGCGAAAAAACAAGCUUUGGCUCGGCUACUUGAAGAGGAGAGAGAAAAAGCCAAAGACAAAUCUUCGUCCAAGAAAAAGAAAGAACCACAGCCGCCAGCACCUUCGGGUUCUGAGGUUGCCCUGCUUGCUCCUGUAGCCCCUCUACAGGAGUCCCUCUUUCCCAACCUCUCCCCGGCACAACUGAAGCGGCUCGCUUUCACGGCUAAAAUACUCGAGCGGAUGGUGAACCAGAACACAUAUGAUGAAAUAGCGCAGGAUUUUCAAUUCUGGGAGGACCAGAGCGACGAUUUCCGCGGUCGUGAGGGGACCCUGCUGCCGCUGUGGCGCUUCUCAAGCUCCGCCCUGACGCUCGUGCCGGGCUACUGGAGCGGCUGGGGCGGCCGUAACGCGACCCUCACGGAGGGCGUCAGGGGCCUGCUCGUCACCGACCUCUCCUUCAGCCCCGUCUUCAGCGAUCUCUUCGCCGCCUCAUUCUCCUCAGCAGAGACGCUGGGCACCGAGGGUGCGGGCGCCGUGUGCGUAUACAGCCUCAAGAAUCCCAGCCAUCCUGAGCGCCUCCUGCUACACUCCUGCGGGGUGACCUGCGUCCAGUUCCAUCCUACCAUCGCCAGCGUGCUGGUGGCGGGACUGUGCAGAGGCGAUGUCGUCAUCUAUGACGUCACCAGCAGCCAGGCCAUUGCCGAGGUCUCGUCAAGCGCUUGCAGCGGGAAACACCUGCUCGCCGUCACGCAAGUUCAGUGGAUGAGGUUCAGCGGUAAGCUUAGCCUCCUGUCAGCGUCUCAGGACGGACGGGUGACUCAGUGGCACGUCAGUGGGAACGUCCUCUCCCCCACUGACCUGCUGACCUUCCCGGGGCUCUCCGCCCCCCAAGCCGGACCAGCACCCAACGGGAUGUCCCCCCACGACCUCGACGGUAACAAGAAAAGCGCUACUCCGUCCGACGGAACUUCGUCACGGAUCUCGGGGAAAUCUUCGUUCGUGGCACCCGACCGCGUACAGCUCGAAGGCACGGCCACUCACAUUGCCCUGAAGCCCGACGACGACACGACUCUCCUGGUGGGGGCGACGACGGGCGCUGUGUUCCAGUGCUCGACGGCGUCCACGGUGCACUCCCUGGUGCGCUACAGCGCCCACACGGCACCCCUCACAGCCCUCGCCUGGAACUGCUACAACUACAACGUCUUCCUGACCACCUCAAUGGACGGCACGCUCAAAAUAUGGCUCCAGCAACACCCGACACCCCUGGUGGUGAUGUCCCUGGGAGGAGCCGUGGCGUCGGCCGCAUGGGCGCCGUACAGCAGCACGGUGGUCGUGGCCGUGACGGACGAAGGCAAGAUCUUCGUGUACGAUCUUUUCGUGCGUCGCUGCCGGCCGCUCUGCGUGCAAGCUCUUCCCCAGAAGAAGAGGCUCCUCGUGUCCAGCCUCGCCAUGAGUCCCUACCACCCCGUCCUGCUCGUCGCCGGGGAAAGAGGUCAUCUUGUAUCCUUCAAGCUGUCACCCAAUCUACGCCGUCCUCACAAGGAGGCCAAAGGAGCAGACGACCAAAGAAUUAGGGAAAUAGAAGUCAUGAAAAUAGACAGAAUCAUCGCCACGAACCGCGGGUAAUCUUUCCUUUGUAUAUUGACGCGUGUGGCAUGAAAUUGUGGUAAGAUAUUGAUUAGUAGUCCUUAAUUUCAAGUAUGUUGUUGCAUUUUUCGCAAUUCCUUUAAGGAAUCGGAAAGAAUGCCUUGUAGCAUGAAAUUUUAGGAAGAUAUCGAUGACCCGGCUGGACUGUGUUUCAAAUCACGGCUCUUGAGCCGUUAUCUUCGUUAUACAUUGUAUAGUUGCAGAAAAAUUCGGAAGUGGCAUUCACAAAUCGAUCUUGUCAAGCAUUUAUUCAUUACGACAAUCAUUUACCAGCUAUGUUUAACAUUUUUUGGGGAUAUUUUUCGUUUUUGUUUUAUUUGUUUUCAAUUCACUAAAUCAUAUUGACGGUGCAAUUUAUUCCUAUAGUUAUACUGAAUGAAUUCAUAGCGUUUCAUUGUAAAUCAAAAUAAUUCUUCCAUUACAUCUCGCUGGUGAAUUAGAAGGCACGAACAGAUUUGGAUCCUUCAGAAAACUUGAUAAAGUUAAAAAAUUAUGCAGAUCAGCACGAAAUGAAUAAUAUCAUCAACAUGUUUGAAUUAAAGUGACAGUUAUACAUUAAACUGUCCUCAAUGAUGACAUACAGUAUAUUAAAUUUCGCUCCUUGAUUGUUAAUUCAACUUUUUUUCGUCUUGAUCACGAUGGCCUCGACUGCUAAUCAAGAAGUAAUUAUUAUUUAUGAAUGUGUAAAUGAUACACUUGAGAUUUUUAUAAAAGAUUUGAUAACAGCAAUAACAUUAUUUAUUCAGUGCCUUAAAGCUAUAUAAAGCACAUAGACCAAGCAGCCUUGUACUGCGCCCAAAAGAGGCGGGCUUCGUGUCAGGAAAAAUCAACACAACUUUGCUCAAAAUUCAACAAGAAGAGAAAAUUGACCAGCAAAAUAAAGUCGAGGUGUACACGAGACGAGUGAGACGCUCACGCCACAAUACCAGAGCAAAGCACGCCAAUGAACCAUCAACAUGCGGGAAAACAAUGUAUUUCCUUAUAAAUAAAGCACGAAGUGUGGCAUGUGUUGGCGCGAUCGAUGUGAUUUCGAAGAAAAUUGGAGACUGUACCAAAAUACGUGGAAAUGAAGUGGACUAAACAAUCCGCUCUCUGGCUACGACAAUAUUUUGUUAUUCCAAUGAUUUUGCUUCAAGUUCACAAAACAUUUGCCAUGCUAAUUUAUCGUAAAUCUAAUAAAACAUUAUUGCAACCUCGUAUUGCGAAACAAAACUGAUGUUGUGAAAAGUCUUCCUAACCUUUUAAGUGAUGGUCCAGAAUGAAUCUGGUUAGUUCAGCGGGUAUAAUUAAGUAUUAAGUGAUGUAAUUGAUUAAGUAAUUAAUUAGGUAAUGGUCUAGGAUUAAUUUGGUUAGUUCAGCGCGUACAAUUAAGAAUUAAAUGAUCAAGUAAUUGAUUAAGUAAUUAAUUAAGUGACGGUCUAGAAUGAAUUUGGUUAGUUCAGCGGGUACAGCGUUGGACCGUAGAUAAUCCUUACCACUGACUCAGGAAUGGAAGGACAUAGAAGGAUACUAGCAACGAUGACACUCGAAUUAACGCUGAUGCAACGAACAUAACACGCUGAAGUUUCGAACAUAAUUACCCCUAAAAUGACGAGGUCAUUAAUUUAAAUUCUGUCUGAACACAUAACAUUGCAACACACCAUCUCGCUUUGUUAAUAAGAUUGGAUCAGAGUGAAAUGAAAAAGUAUUAUCUAUAAAAAAAUUAAAAUAAAAAGUGUGUCUUUACAGCAAGGGCAAGAUAGGGAAAACAAAAACCCUAUAAGGGAUCACGAGCUCAUGCCUACAUCACUAGAGCCGACUUACGUCAUACUUAUUAAUUUUCGUGCAUAUAAACAACGUUAGGAUUAAUAGACAUUUAACGAUGCCAUAUAUGAUAAUAUAGCUUCAAGUAUAUUCUUUUCUUUUAUCACGUCGCACUAAUGCUAUUUAAACCAACAAAACUAAAUCACUCUUGAGGAAUUUAAACU